Molecule: messenger RNA, 1965 nt
Organism: Phlebotomus papatasi
Lineage: Eukaryota; Metazoa; Arthropoda; Insecta; Diptera; Psychodidae
Gene: eIF2Bgamma
Product: translation initiation factor eIF-2B subunit gamma
Exons: 3
Coding region: 486-1841 (451 amino acids)
Biological process (GO): cytoplasmic translational initiation; biosynthetic process
Cellular component (GO): eukaryotic translation initiation factor 2B complex; guanyl-nucleotide exchange factor complex
Molecular function (GO): translation initiation factor activity; guanyl-nucleotide exchange factor activity
Source: RefSeq, a predicted model, not a curated record
GUAAAUCAUUGUCUAGUAGUCUAUCUAUGAGAAUAUUCAAUUACAUUCGAGUAUGCAAUUUUAUCGUUCUUUUUUUUAUUAUAUUACAUGUAAAUAACCUUCGAUUUAACAGUACUAUUUUUUAAAAUAAAAAAAUCGUAUUCAAACCUUACAUAACCUACAAAAUCAAGCACUUUCUUAAAUUUCCAAAAAUUCUUUUCACAGAUUUAUUCUAAAUAUUUAUAAAUAUUUUUUUGUUGAAAUCCUUUUUUUAAUAGACCUAUUAAUAGACUAAAAUUAAUAAUAUUUUUGCUUUUUGUUGAAUGGCAGUGGCAAUAAUCGAGUUUGAUAAAACCACGUGGUAGAUGGCAAGCGAGUAUCUUGCGAAGUUUUCCUCAUUGACUCAUUUUGUGUUCAUGUGCUUACGCGUGCUUACGUGUGUGUGAUUAGAAAUUUGUGCAAAAAUCGCGAAAUACAGCGUGAAAAGUGUUUGAUCCUGUCCAAAAAUGCCCUUUUCCAGCCUCCAAGCAGUUGUCCUGGCCGCCGGGACGGGUACGAGGUAUCCAGAGCUGACAAGUGGGAUUCCUAAAUGUCUAAUGCCGGUGGGACCUUUUCCCAUGAUCUGGUAUCCCCUGAAUACACUCCAGAAAUCCGGAUUCCAGGGUGCCACGGUGGUUGUGCUAGAGACGCAAAAGUCAGAGAUUCAGCAGGCUCUAGAGAAGACUCCGCUGACGAUCAAGGUGGACUUUGCCACCAUCCCGGCGGACUCUGACUUUGGCACCGCCGAAUCCCUGGUUCACAUCCAGCACAGGAUUGACCGUGACAUCGUGGUGAUGUCCUGUGAUUCUGUCACGAAUUUCGACCUGGAACCCCUCGUGUCCAUGUUCGAUCAGAAUGACGCUACCCUGGCCACGAUGUUUUUCGACGCUGAGACUCUUCCAUCUAUCCCAAUUCCUGGGCCCAAAUCCACAAAACAGGUCAAUGAGAGGGAACUUGUAGGCGUUCAUUUAGCUACAAAUAGGCUCCUCUUCACUGGAUACUUCAGUGACUACGAGGAGAGUUUUGAUGUUUCCGGAAGGCUGCUGCGAAAGUUUGGUCGGGUGUGUAUGUUUACCCGGCUCCUUGAUUCUCAUAUUUACGUGAUGAAGCGCUGGGUGGUGGACUUCCUGGCCAACAGCCGACACUUUGGAACCAUUAAGAAUGAACUCCUGCCGUAUCUCGUGAAGAAGCAACUGUCAAAGCCCAAGGUGCCUCCGGAAAGUGAGGGAGGAGCCUCAGAAUACAACGUUAAUGUCAAAUUGGAUGACAUCUUUCACUACGCCUGUGAUGGAGACGUCCUGAAGAGGAUCAAGGAGAAGACCAACAAAAGCACUCCCUACAGCUCAGACAUCAUCAAAGUAUUUGCCAAAAUGGUGCCUAAAGAGUUCUUCGGGCUCCGCGUCAACACCAUCAGCAACUACUGCGUGGCCAACAAGAGCAUCCUCGGUGAUUGGGAGAACAUUAUGGGAUCCACAGCGCCCCCUCUUAUUUCCCCAUCUUGCGACAACAAAUGCACCCAAAUGAAUCUCUGUGCUGUGGCUGAGGGAAGCAUCAUUGGGGAGAAGACCUCCCUCAAGAGCUGCAGCAUUGCCUCCAAUUGUACCAUCAAUCCCAAGACACGCAUCACAGACUCCAUCAUCAUGAAGGGAGUAACGAUUGAGGAGGGAGUAGUUAUCGAUAGUUGCAUCAUCUGCGAAAAUGCCAUUGUACGACAGGGAUCAGAACUCAAGAACUGCAUCGUUGGACGCUUCUAUGUCGUUCAGGAUCAGACCAAGGCUGAAAAAAUGCUCCUAGCCCAUUCUGAAGCCUGUAUCGAAAUCUAGCCGGAUUCUUACCUUCUUUUUUUAAUCGUGAUGUGAGACUGAGGAUUUGUUUAAUAUUUCUUACUGAUCAUUUCUCUUCAUUGUUUUUAAGAAUCUUCUUUUGAAUAAAAUCCGUGCAGCAUUC